Molecule: messenger RNA, 886 nt
Organism: Prorocentrum cordatum
Lineage: Eukaryota; Dinophyceae; Prorocentrales; Prorocentraceae
Source: the annotation of a GenBank genome assembly
CAGGGACAAGGGCUACUUCAGCGUCCAGGCCCAGAUCAAGAACGCCUUGGAGAAGAAAGCCCGCCGCGGCAUGAUGAAGCUCGGUGGCAAGGACAAGAAGGAGAAAAAAGACAAAAAGGAAAAGAAGGAGGCGAAGCCCGAGCCGGCAGCCGCCUGAGCCCACGGGGGGCGGUUCCUCGCCGGGUGCGGCAAGAAGUUCGGCGGAGGGGGAGCCUUGGCAUCGCUCGGAGGCGUGCGUCUCUUCUCGGCCUGGGCCAUCGAGGAGAGCCCAAAAACCAAAACGGCACAGGCAUGAGCCUUUUCUGCUUUUGCAGUUCUCUUGUCCCUGCUAGGCUCGUGGCCUGCGUCGCCCUGCCUGCCCGGCGGCCUCUCCAGCAGCGGGGGCACGCGCUGGUAUUCCCAGGCUGACUGGCGGGCGGCGGCGACGGCGUUUCACCCUGGGGGGGAGGCAGGGACGUGCGGCGGGUAAAGUCACCUCCUGAAUGGAAUGUACUUGCUCCUGCUUGUGAAUCGCAUGUGUUUGGCAAUCCCGCUGGAGCGCUCUCGUCGCCCCAGCUCGUGCCCCCUCGAAAUCAUCUCCAGACAGCUGCUUCCUAACCCCUCUGACCUCUCCCCCCUCGCGCGCGCCUGCCUGCCUGGCAUCAGCCAUUGCCGCUCAACUCGUUUGUCUACACUCCCUCUUGGGGGCUCGCGGUCAGUGGAGGGCGGCGCCCUCUCGGAGGGCGCCGGCGCGCACGGCUCCUCUGCCGCUCUUGCUCCCCCGCUGAAUCUGGCUUGCAGCGCUCGCGUUUCCAGCGAGGCCGCCGUCUUUCCAGAGAUCGGGCGCUGAGUUUGCCGCCGAAUUCUCGCGGCGUUCAGGGGUGCUCAGCGCCGCGCCAAAAUGAAG